AUGCGCGUGCGUCUCUCUUCCCUUAAUAAAAGGAUAAGCCUUUCACCUAGUAGUUCUUCUUCUUCUUCUUCUUCUUUCCCAGACAAAAGAGAAAAAGAAAAUACACGCAACACAAAAUUAAUAUGUGCAACUCAAAUGGUGAUUGCAGACCCUUGGGUUUUCUCUUGGGUCUCCCCUUCGCUUUUCUUGCCCUCCUCGUUUCAAUCGUUGGCAUCGUCGUCUGGAUCGUUGGGUUUAAACUUUGGUUCACAAUAUUGGCAGGUUGUUGUUGACAUGCAUAUGCCCCUGCUGCUUGUGUAUAACAGUAAUAGUAGAGUGUGCAUUGGAAUUGAUAAAGGCUCCACUGCAUGUCAUGGAGUGGUGCACCUCUCAGAUCCCUUGUUAGCUUCUGCUUUCACCAAUUCUAUUAUCAAGCUCUAG
This is a messenger RNA of Sphenostylis stenocarpa, 420 nucleotides long. NCBI's taxonomy places the organism in Eukaryota, Viridiplantae, Streptophyta, Magnoliopsida, Fabales, Fabaceae. The record is from the annotation of a GenBank genome assembly.